GCGGAGCGGCCGCUUCCUGUUUCCCGCAGUUCUCUCCCCGCCCUGGGUGGUGGCCGCUGCCUCGUCCCCGCUCGCAGGCUCAGGGCGGAGGCGGCCGCGACACGCUGCGGAGCGACUGAGACGCGCUCCGCCGCCGGCUGCUUUAUCGAGCGGCGCUCCACGCCCCGCCCCGCUCCGCAGCCGCGAUGCAGGCCAUCAAAUGCGUGGUGGUGGGCGACGGUGCUGUAGGUAAAACAUGCCUACUCAUCAGUUACACAACCAAUGCGUUUCCUGGGGAAUAUAUACCCACAGUCUUUGACAACUACUCUGCUAAUGUAAUGGUUGAUGGCAAACCAGUCAAUCUGGGCCUGUGGGAUACAGCUGGUCAAGAGGACUAUGACAGACUACGCCCACUCUCCUACCCCCAAACAGUUGGAGGAACCAAUGGUAAGAAUGUAUCUUCCAGUCUGACAGAUCAACCUAUUGCCGAUGUCUUCUUAAUCUGCUUUUCCCUUGUGAGUCCUGCUUCCUUCGAAAAUGUCCGUGCUAAGUGGUAUCCUGAGGUGCGGCACCAUUGCCCCAACACUCCCAUCAUUUUAGUGGGUACCAAACUCGAUCUCAGAGAUGAUAAAGACACUAUUGAAAAACUGAAGGAGAAGAAGCUGACUCCUAUCACCUACCCACAGGGCCUUGCCAUGGCAAAAGAGAUAGGUGCAGUGAAAUACCUAGAAUGCUCAGCACUUACACAGCGAGGCCUCAAGACAGUGUUUGAUGAAGCCAUCCGAGCAGUUCUGUGCCCCCCGCCUGUAAAGAAGAGGAAGAGAAAAUGUCUGCUGCUGUAAAGUCACCCUCCCCCACCCCUCCAAACCCUGUGCUUUGCUCAGAACAAUGGAGCAUUCACAUUCAAUGCCAAGUUUGUCUAUUAUAAAUUAGUUCUCUUCCAUAAAUUUUUGAACCGAUCAAUAAUUCCAUGGUUUCAUUUGUUUGAAGUACGAAAGUUCCUUUUCAUUCUACUAAAAGCAAAAUCCUAAAAGACAAACCUAUAUAAAGCCUUAUUUUUAAAAUCUUAUUCUUGCUCAAUUACUUAAGUGUUGCCAAACUAUCUGCUGAACUAAGUUGCAUUGUUGUGCUAGGAACGAACACGAAGCACUAAACUGUUUUUUAAAGAUUCUUCUUGAAGAUGACUCUAAUUUCUGUUAAGAAAUGCAAAAACACUUUCUAGUUUUUCACAGUAACUGAACCGCGUAAUUAGCAAAACACUGCAGUCCAGCAUUUUAUUAUUAAAUGUUUUCUCAACCCAGGGUCAUUGCAUAGCAUUGUAUAUUGAACCCAAGUCACUGACAAUGACUGACAACCUCGAGUCACAGUGUAAAACGCUUUAUCAUUGGUAAGGGCUUGGUUGCAAUCUAGUUCUUGCUGCUGUGAUUUAAAAAACAAAAACUGUUCUUAUUGAAGUGUGUUUAGUCCUUUUGACAGCAUUGUGUUGUGAUGAAACAUUGGCUUGGAUCAACUGAUAGUGCCAGACAGUAUUUUGACACUGUAUACAGAUCAAUUUACACUACACUGCCAGAGUAGUUGAAAUUGAGUCAACUCUACUUAAGGUUAAAAUUGGUGACUGCUUCCCCAGGCGUGCAGUAGUGGAAGAGAGGUUGGUGUUCAUAGGUAAGUUCCUUUGACGUUCAUGUAGGGCAUUCAUUUAGCUAGUUUUGAACAGUCAUUCCCACAUGUUGUGUAGUAAAUGCUUUUCUUGUAGAAUCUCUUCUUACUGAGCAAUAGAGCUUGUAUUUUAAAACCUUUCUGAUUAUAGAAUUCUUUUUUUUUUUUUUUAGUAAAGUAGAAUGAUCAAGCAUAGCCUUCUUCUGUUCCUGUUAUUUCUAACCCAGUAAGUUAUGCUUUCUGAGGAGCUUUUAGUCUAUUAACUAGGUGUAAAAAUCAUGUGAAGCAGCUUUACACAUCUUAGUAAUUUUUAUAUUUUAGACCUCUAUAAUCUAUGAACCUUCUCAGAUGUCACUAUUUGCCAGAUAUCCCCAACACUGUAACAUUACUAAUGCAAACGAGUGUUCUUUGUCACCUCCAUGUCCAUGUGCAGCAUAGAUUGAGUAACGGUAACUCGGGUCUGUGAGGUUCUGUAAACUAGUGCUAAUGUUCUGUACAUCCUCAGCUGGCAGGAAUACAGUGUUGAACUACACCCUUUCGACCACUAAAGCAAAACUUAAAAGUUGCAAAAUUGUGAAGUUUUUACAUUGAUCUUUUGCUAAUGCAAUUAGCAGUAUGUUUUGCAUGUAUGACUUAAUAAAUCCUUGAAUCACA
This is a messenger RNA of Coturnix japonica (Japanese quail), 2289 nucleotides long. RefSeq names its product Rac family small GTPase 1 (gene RAC1). Gene Ontology annotation, molecular function: GTP binding; GTPase activity. Gene Ontology annotation, biological process: small GTPase-mediated signal transduction. The record is from RefSeq and is a predicted model, not a curated record. Lineage: Eukaryota; Metazoa; Chordata; Aves; Galliformes; Phasianidae.